AUGUUUAAAGAAGAAAAUCAUUUUGAUAGUGAAACAAUUGUUAAAGAAUCAAAAUUGAUAAUGAAAAGAUAUCAAACAACAUUAGAUGCAAUUUUAAAAACUGAUAAUUAUAAUCAAGGACGUAAAACAUUUGGAGAAAUGUUACAUACCAUACAAGUAAGUUUAUUUUAUUUUAUUUUAUUGAUUUCUAUAGCAAUUGGUUUUAAUUUACUUAAAAAAUCAAAUCCAAAAGAAAAAUGGUCACGUGGAGAUUCUUUUGAUAGUUCACCAAAUAAUGAACCAACAGGUGAUAUCAGUAAAGAUAAAUUCGAUUCAGUUCAUGGUCAUUUACAUUAUCAAGCAGCGACUAUGACUUAA
Molecule: messenger RNA, 357 nt
Organism: Rotaria sp. Silwood2
Lineage: Eukaryota; Metazoa; Rotifera; Eurotatoria; Philodinida; Philodinidae
Source: the annotation of a GenBank genome assembly